GAUAAACCGACCAAUCGGCGCGCAAGUGGCAAGCCGUUUAAUUGGUACACGAGGCGGCAGGUUCGCCAAUCGGCGCGCUAGCGGUACGCCAGCCAAUCAGCGCGCGACAGCACCGCGCGGACCGCAUCGCGUAUCGCCAGCCACAGUACUUCCUGGAAGAGCCACGUCUACUACGACGGACGGACGGACGUGUAGGCGGCUGAUACUGACAGACAAUUCUUCCAACAAUCAGUGAUCACACGACCCACUACCGUGAGGAUGUUGCGAAAGUGCCUGUUUGUCCUGCCGUUGCUGUUGCUCGGUGCCUUCGCCGACGAGAAAGAUGUCCUGGAACUCACCGAUGAGACCUUUGAGAGCGAGCUCGAGCGUCACGAGAACACGCUCGUCAUGUUUUACGCACCAUGGUGUGGGCAUUGUAAACGUUUGAAGCCAGAGUAUGCAAAAGCAGCUGAGCUGCUUAUAGGUAGUGAGCCACCAAUUACGCUCGCCAAGGUCGACUGUACAGAGGCCGGAAAGGAAACUUGCAACAAGUUCUCUGUCAACGGUUACCCGACACUCAAAAUCUUUGAGCGUAAUGAGGUCAGGUCUGACUAUAAUGGUCCUAGAGAAGCAGCCGGCAUUGUUAAGUACAUGAAGUCUCAAGUGGGGCCAGCAUCUCAAGAGCUAACUAGCGAAAAGGCCCACAAGACGUUCCUAGAAACUGACGAAGUUGUUGUGAUAGGUUAUUUCGAAAAGGAUGAUUCACCAUUGUCUGCGGCACAUCAUACUGUUUCCAAGAAGCUCAGAGAAAAAGUAAAAUUCGCUCACACAUCGGCGAAGGAAGUUUUGGACAAAGUAUCUCACAAGAAUGCAAUUGUUCUUUACCGACCAAAAAUACUCCAGAACAAGUUCGAAGAUAACAACAUUGUAUACAAAGGCAGCGAUUCUAUUAGUGACGUGAAUGAAUUCGUUACCAAGAACUACUACGGUAUCGCUGGUGUACGCACUCGCGAUAAUGCGCAGGACUUCAAGAAUCCUCUGGUAAUUGCCUACUACAAUGUGGAUUACGUGAAGAACGCCAAAGGUACGAACUACUGGCGCAACAGGAUCCUCAAGGUCGCUAAGGACUUCCCCGCGUACUCCUUCGCUAUAUCUUCUAAGGAUGACUUCCAGCACGAGCUGAACGACUUUGGCAUCGACUACGCAAAGGGUGAUAAACCAGUCAUUCUAGCACGAGAUGAUAAGAAUCAGAAAUUUGUUCUCAAAGACGAGUUCUCCGUGGACACGUUCGAGGCGUUCCUGAAGGAUCUGCAGGCCGGUGCUUUGGAACCGUAUCUCAAAUCCGAGCCGAUUCCAGAUAGCAAUACGGGUAACGUGAAGGUCGGGGUUGCCAAGAACUUUGACGAAGUCGUUGUCAAUAACGGCAAAGAUACACUAAUCGAAUUUUACGCGCCUUGGUGUGGCCACUGUAAGAAACUGGCACCAGUAUUUGACGAGUUGGGUGAUAAAUUGGUGGACGAGGAUAUUGAGAUCGUCAAAUUCGACGCCACAGCGAAUGACGUACCAGCGCCAUACGAAGUACGCGGUUUCCCGACGCUCUACUGGGCGCCUAAGGAUGCUAAGGACAAUCCAGUCAGAUAUGAGGGCGGUCGCGAGCUUGAUGACUUCAUCAAGUAUAUUGCCAAGCACUCUACCGACGAGCUCAAGGGCUACGAUCGCAAGGGCAAGGCGUUAAAACCUAGAACUGACGAACUAUAAGACAUUAACUGAUGUAAACGAUCACAAAGUUCGUUUACAUUUUUUAAUGCAUUAAUCUACGAAGCGAUCCGUGAGUUUUUCUCACGUAAUACACAAAGCAACUCUAAUACAUUCAAGAACAAGCAAAUGUGUAUAAACAGAAAUAACACUUAGAGUGCAGAUAUCAUGGAUUUUCCGCGAGACGUUUUGCAAUAAGUGAAAAAUGGAUGUUCGAAUGGGGGUGGGGUGGGGGGAGUGUCUCUAGCAUAUAGAAUUGUCUACAUAUACUAAUUGUAUACUUUAUAACGAUUGUAUAAUGACGUGAUAAAGCGCGCAGAACCGAUUUGAAAUUUUUUUUCGCAACAUGCUUUCCCAAGAUGUUUGGCGAAUUAUAAAGUUAUACAGAAAGCAACACUCCAUUCCAAUAUCACGUAUUUCGACUACGCUAAGUUAAGAGAUAAUGCAGCGAUUUUUGUUUAUAUAUGAAAGAGCCAAAAUAAAUUGUUUUAUAAGAAAAAACCGUCAAGAUUUUUAUUCUUUUUCCUGAAGCCAAUUAUAAGUUAUCAUCUAUGAUGUACAUACGAACUAGUAUCAUGUUAAAAUAAAAAAAAGAUACGCAAAUAAAAUUUUCUCGCUUUAACGGGUAUCAUCUAGCAGUAGAGCCGAUUAUAUACGUCAUAAGAAAUGUUUAUUGUUAGUUACAAUUUGUUAUCAUAGCGUUCGUAGGUUAAUCGUACAGUCUUACAUACAAAAGCUUAAUUAGUAGUUUUGCAGAAAAAGGGUGUGAGCCGAUAGAAAGAUUUCGGAAGUCAAAAUCAAUGAUCCCUUUUCCUUUUUCCUGAUUCAUAAAAAUCGGAUUUAGUAUUUCUCACACACACACACAUCGGAAAAAAACUGCCGAUACUUCUCUCAUUUCUUGGGUUUUUCUUCUCGUACAAAUCAGUUAAACACGAGUCUCAAAAUAUCUCUAUUUAUGAAAAAGAUUAGCUUACGACGAUCAUAUAAGAUCGCCUUUUAUUGAUAAGGUAAUCUUGAGAUUUACGGAGCCUUUUAAGAAAAAGUACUCGCGUGUCUGUAUGUGUGUGUAUAUGUAUUUGUGCGAACGUAGGAGAUGCAUGCAUAUCUUUUCUUCUCUUAGUGUUAGCUCGUCAAAAAGAACGGCUCGCUCACAU
Messenger RNA from Acromyrmex echinatior (Panamanian leafcutter ant), 2888 nucleotides. RefSeq names its product disulfide-isomerase A3 (gene ERp60). Gene Ontology annotation, cellular component: endoplasmic reticulum. The record is from RefSeq and is a predicted model, not a curated record. Lineage: Eukaryota; Metazoa; Arthropoda; Insecta; Hymenoptera; Formicidae. Gene Ontology annotation, biological process: protein folding; response to endoplasmic reticulum stress. Gene Ontology annotation, molecular function: protein disulfide isomerase activity.